AUGGUUCGAAAACUAAAGCAUCACGAGCAAAAGCUCCUUAAGAAAGUCGACCUAUACACCUAUAAAUCCGAUAACAACCACCGCGAAGCCACAAUCCGUCGCCGCUACCACCUCCAGGACCCUCUAGAUUAUAAGAAAUACAAUGCUCUCUGCGGCUCCCUACGCCAAUUAGCACAUAAGCUGUCUGCGCUAGACCCAGACUCAGACCCAGUUCGCAAACAGCUUGAAUCUCAGAUGCUAGAAAAGCUAUGGUCGAUGGGCAUAUUAAAACAGAACCGCGAACAGGGCGCGGGCCUAAGUAAGGUCGAGAGGGAAGUUACCGUCAGUACAUUUGCAAGGAGGAGACUGGGCGUGGUGAUGGCGCGGAACGGGAUGGUAGAGAACGUUCCUUCGGCGGUCAAGUUUAUUGAACAGGGCCAUGUGCGUGUUGGCACAGAGGUUGUUACUGAUCCUGCGUUCCUGGUUACGAGAAAUAUGGAAGACUUCGUCACAUGGGUUGACUCGAGUAAGAUUAAGCGAAACAUUCUACGGUACCAGGAGAAACUGGAUGAUUUCGACCUGUUAUGA
Messenger RNA from Microsporum canis CBS 113480, 567 nucleotides. Its product is annotated as U3 small nucleolar ribonucleoprotein IMP3. Gene Ontology annotation, biological process: rRNA processing. Gene Ontology annotation, molecular function: structural constituent of ribosome; snoRNA binding; rRNA binding. The coding region runs from base 1 to 567 and encodes 188 amino acids. Gene Ontology annotation, cellular component: small ribosomal subunit; small-subunit processome; Mpp10 complex. The transcript has 3 exons. Lineage: Eukaryota; Fungi; Ascomycota; Eurotiomycetes; Onygenales; Arthrodermataceae. The record is from RefSeq and is a predicted model, not a curated record.